AUGGCAAAGAAGAAGACAAGCAUGGGAAGGCAAAGAAUAGAAAUAAAGAAGAUAGAGAAUGAAGAAUCAAGGCAAGUCUGCUUCUCCAAACGCCGUGCCGGUCUUUUCAAGAAAGCCAAUGAGCUGUCCAUUCUCUGCGGUGCCGAAGUGGCUCUCAUCGUCUUCUCGCCGGCCGGUAAGCCCUUCUCUUUUGGUCACCCUCAUGUCGACUCCAUUUCCAAUCGAUUCCUCGCAAACUCUAUGGCAACUAGUAAUUAUGUUGAGCCAAGGCAUGGUGUCAUUAUGCGAGAGCUCAACCGGAAAACCACUGAGCUUGUUGGGCUCAGUGAAGCUGCAAAGAAGAAGAAGGCGAUGCUCGAAGAAGAGACGAUUAAGAGGAACAAUGGUGAUGAACCACAAAGAUUGUUAUGGGGUGCAAAUGCGGAGGAACUUGAUUUGGAGGAGCUGGUGCAUUUGAGGAGUUCAUUGGAGGAACUGAAGAUGAGUGUGGGGAGAAGAGCUGAGAGGAUUAACUCUGAGACGGCGGUGGCGGCGAGGAACUUGUUUUCGAUGUGUAAUGGAAUUAAUAAUGGAUUUGCUGUUGCUAGUGGCGGUGGUGGUGGUGGUUUUGUUCAUGGUGGUGGAGUUUUUGGGAUUAAUCAUGGUGAUGAGGAGGCUGCUGCUUAUAGUUUCAUCCCUGCUGCUGCUGCUGCUGCUUCUAGUGCUCAUCAUCACCAUGGUUUUGGGUAUGGACAUGGCUUCUUCUAG
Dioscorea cayenensis subsp. rotundata (Guinea yam) is the source of this 747-nucleotide messenger RNA. Its product is annotated as agamous-like MADS-box protein AGL61. Gene Ontology annotation, molecular function: RNA polymerase II cis-regulatory region sequence-specific DNA binding; DNA-binding transcription factor activity, RNA polymerase II-specific; protein dimerization activity. Bases 1 to 747 code for a protein of 248 amino acids. Lineage: Eukaryota; Viridiplantae; Streptophyta; Magnoliopsida; Dioscoreales; Dioscoreaceae. Gene Ontology annotation, biological process: positive regulation of transcription by RNA polymerase II. The transcript has a single exon. The record is from RefSeq and is a predicted model, not a curated record.